AUGAAAGGAAUUGUCUGGACUGCGGCUCUUUUGAUCACGACGGCUAGUGCGUUUGGCGAGCCUAAUCCAUCACACGAGCAUGCUGGCGAUGUGUUCCAAUACUUCCAUGGUUUCAGACACUGGUUCGAUGACGGAGUGAUCAAUAACGGGACACCAGCUGGCGAGACUGUUGAGCUUGGUGGUGAGAAUGUCUACCUUUCAUACCCCAGAAGAAACCAGACGGAGUAUGGUAUUUUGUACCUGACCGAUAUUUUCGGGAACGCUCUUGUCAAUAACAAGCUUCUGGCCGAUAGUCUCGCUCGGGCCGGGUACUUCGUCGCAAUGCCCGAUCUCUUCCAAGGCGAUCCCGUACCCGUUGACGCCAUGAGCAAUCCCAACUCCGGCUUCAACAUGACGGAAUGGCGCGCGCGACAUCCGCAGUCACAGGUCGAAGGAAUCAUCGAGACUGCCAUAGAGGCCGUCAGGAGUGAGUUCGGCACGACCAAACUUGGAGCUACAGGAUACUGCUUCGGCGGCAAAUAUGUCGCAAUCUUCCUCGCUGAAGGCCGAGGCAUCGAUGCAGGGUUCACCGCCCAUCCAUCGAGUGUAACGGCCGAUGAAUGGGAGUCCAUCGCUGGGCCGAUCAGUAUUGAAUUCGGGGAGCUUGACAAUUCCAAUACACCGGAGAACCGAACCAACAUCGAAGCAAUUUUUGCGGAGGGGAAUAAGACGUUUCAGACGAGUCUGUAUGCAGAUGCCGAGCAUGGUUUUGCGGUAAGGACGGACUUGACGGACAAGAAGAAGGCCUUUGCGCAAGAGAGCGCGUAUUUGUAA
Molecule: messenger RNA, 813 nt
Organism: Cyphellophora attinorum
Lineage: Eukaryota; Fungi; Ascomycota; Eurotiomycetes; Chaetothyriales; Cyphellophoraceae
Product: Protein AIM2
Exons: 3
Coding region: 1-813 (270 amino acids)
Molecular function (GO): hydrolase activity
Source: RefSeq, a predicted model, not a curated record